This is a messenger RNA of Carassius gibelio (silver crucian carp), 2322 nucleotides long. RefSeq names its product zinc finger BED domain-containing protein 4-like. The transcript is spliced from 5 exons. Lineage: Eukaryota; Metazoa; Chordata; Actinopteri; Cypriniformes; Cyprinidae. The coding region runs from base 697 to 2322 and encodes 541 amino acids. Gene Ontology annotation, molecular function: DNA binding. The record is from RefSeq and is a predicted model, not a curated record.
UACUAGGGAUGGCUGACGCGAAACUAACGUUUCGACACAGUGUCGAGAUCCCGAAGCGUAGAUGUUUCGAAACACUGCUCCGAACUGUGAUUCAAAACACCCAUGUCACGUGACUAUGGCUAAACGAAGCUUCUGCGCGUUUCAUAAGUGUCUCGACCGACAGGUGGCACGCUUGCCGAGUCUGCGUUUGAUUGACAGGGGCGGGAACAAACCACACAAUCGCACAUCUGUCUCAACUGCCACAAAGUUUAAAAGAGGAGUUAAUGCACCUUCACCUCGUGGGUUUUUGUGAGAGGAGAAAGGUUUUGAGAUAGCGUUUACGAUUUAUUGACAUUUAUAGUGCGAUUUAGUUAGUUAUAUUUAGGUUACAUUUAAGUUAAAUAUAUUUACUGAUAAACUAAAGACAGUGACAGAUAGUUAGGAUAGAUAUAGUGACACAUUUAUAUAGGCUAAGUUAGAUAUUGACAGAUAGCACAGUAGUUAGAGAUAUAGAAUUUAGAUAGAUUCAUAUAUAUAUAGAUAGAUAGAUUCAUAGAUAUAUAAAUUUAUAUAUAGAUUCAUAUAUUAAUAUAUAUAUAUAUAUAGAGAGAGAGAGAGAGAUUCAUAUAUAUAUAUAUAUAUAUAUAUAUAUACUUUCAUAAAUAUAUAGAUUCAUAGAUAGAUAGAUAUAUAUAGACAUUAAUAGAAUAGAUAGAAAUGGAGGCUCCACAGAAGAGAUGCCGUAAAUCUGUGGUGUGGGAGCAUUUCCAUUUGGAAACCCCAAAUAAAGUGAGAUGUAUGUAUUGUGAUAGGCAGCUAGCCUACUUCAACAAUACAUCAUCCAUGAUGCGCCAUUUGAGGAGCACUCAUCCUGCCAUUUUGCAGUGUGCAGAGGAUGGUAACUUUCCCCCUGUACCUAGGCCUGCUACUGACACUGCUGGGCCAUCUAAACAAGGCAGACAGAGGGAAUUGGAUGAGGCUCUUGUAGACAUGGUGGUAAAGGAUUUGCAGCCCUUCACUAUCGUGGAGGAUGAGGGUUUCAUGGCUUUUGUGAACAAACUUGAUCCAAGCUAUGUCCUCCCAUCCCGGAAGGCACUUAAAACGAUGGUAACCGAAAGGUACAACAUUUCUAAGGAGAAGACAAUGGAGGACCUAAAAAAGGCAGAUUUUGUUAGCCUUACAGCUGACAUGUGGUCCUCCAUUAAUAUGGACGGAUACCUUGGUGUUACUUGCCACUACAUAACACCAGAGGCAAAGCUGGCAACUGUUGUACUGGGUGUAAGGAGGUUUUACCAAACACACACAGCCCAGCAUCUCAUGGAGGCUAAAGCUUUGCUAAUGGCCGAGUGGGGAAUAACCACCAAAGUUCAGUGUAUGGUGACUGAUAAUGCAUCCAACAUGAUCUUAAGUGCCCAGCUACUGAACCUUCGGCAUGUCCCAUGUUUUGCCCACAAUUUAAAUUUAAUUGUAAAAAAGGCCCUAGAUCAAACCCCACUCAUCAAUGAAAUACGACAGAAAGCCAGAAAGAUAGUGGGGUUAUUUAGAUCCAGCUGCAAAGCAAAGGACAAGCUUGUGGAGAUGCAGGGCUUGAUGGGCAGACCAGCUCUGAAACUGAUGCAGGAGGUGGACACAAGAUGGAACAGCACUUACGACAUGUUGCAGCGCUUGUAUGAGCAACGAGAGCCAGUGGGUGCAGCGCUAUCAAAUUUAAACAGUGAUACUGCUCCGCUGACAAGUUUUGAGUAUAACAUUAUACAAGAAUCAUUGUCACUACUGCAGCCUUUCAAACUCGCAACGACAGAGUUGUCAGAGGAACAGAGAGUGUCUGCUUCAAAGCUCAUAUCACUUUACAGGAUGUUGCAGCACAAGCUAUCACAGAAAAAAGGCCAAUCAGCACAGGAAUCAACUGCACAAUUAGGCACACACCUGCAAGAAGGUCUGCACUCAAGAUGUGGUGGGUACGAGUCAUUCAGAGCCUUGGCUCUGGCUACACUGCUGGACCCAAGGUUCAAAAAUGUGGGUUUUGGAAAUCCUGCCAAAGCCCAGGAGGCUGAAAAGCAGAUCACACUGGAGUGUGCUUCGCUGAUGCGUUCAAACACAGCAACUCCUGAGCCACAGUCAACAUCAGGCCCAUCAUCAUCAUCAUCAUCAACAACAACAUCAACAACAGAAACCCAGGACAGUUUAUGGGAACUUUUUGAUAGUCGUAUCCAUGAAACCCAGGCGACACACAGUGUCACCGUGGAGAUGGGUGUCGGUAAAGUUUCGAAGCCUCGAAACAAAUACGGCACUUUGCUUCAACUGUUUCAGUGUUUCAUGAAGCCUCGCUCUGCCCACCACUAA